AUGGGCAGAAAAAAAAUUAAAAUCUCUCAGAUAACAGACGAGAGAAACAGACAGGUGACAUUCACGAAACGAAAAUUUGGCCUAAUGAAAAAAGCCUACGAACUGAGCGUUCUUUGCGACUGCGAGAUCGCACUGAUCGUCUUCAACAGUGCCAACAAACUCUUCCAGUUUGCCAGCUCCGAUAUGGACAAGGUGCUCCUAAAGUACACCGAACAUAACAACCCACACGAGAGUAGAACUAGCAAAGAUAUUAUUGAGGUGUGA
Molecule: messenger RNA, 264 nt
Organism: Helobdella robusta
Lineage: Eukaryota; Metazoa; Annelida; Clitellata; Rhynchobdellida; Glossiphoniidae
Exons: 2
Coding region: 1-264 (87 amino acids)
Biological process (GO): cell differentiation; positive regulation of transcription by RNA polymerase II
Molecular function (GO): RNA polymerase II cis-regulatory region sequence-specific DNA binding; DNA-binding transcription factor activity, RNA polymerase II-specific; protein dimerization activity
Source: RefSeq, a predicted model, not a curated record